Molecule: messenger RNA, 4946 nt
Organism: Pseudocercospora fijiensis CIRAD86
Lineage: Eukaryota; Fungi; Ascomycota; Dothideomycetes; Mycosphaerellales; Mycosphaerellaceae
Exons: 4
Coding region: 1-4443 (1480 amino acids)
Molecular function (GO): lipid binding
Source: RefSeq, a predicted model, not a curated record
AUGUUCGCGGAGCAGCUUCUUUGCGACCUCGAAGCCAAGGCCAGUGUUGCCACCUGUGAUGAGGACGACCUCUUUAUCUUUCGCUGCCAGGGUACCGCAGGACGGGAGCAAGAGCUCAAGACCCGGGGCGUGGUGGAGGCUGCGCAGGACCCGGACAGCAAGGUCGAUGCCGCCGACGCGGAGAAGGCGAUCGUGGACAAUGCUCGCGCUGCCGGAGCUGCAGCCUUCGAAUUCGACCCCAAUGCCAGCCCCGAAGAGAAGGCGCGACAGGCGCGAGAGGUAUGCUCUGAAGGUCGAGUUGACAUUAUUGUGUGCAGCACCACUAACAAAAUGGGCGCACAGGCCGCAGGCCCAUCAUUUCACAGAAAGCACCAGGUAGCAGCAUUGGUCACAGACGCCGACGACGGCAACGAUGCUGGCUACGACUUGCCACCGCCGACCACACAGGGCGCUGUUACACCGCCGACCCCUACCGCCGACGCCAAUGGCAAUCUUGUUAAGGGAACUGAGGAUGAAUACUCCCAAGUUGGUUGGGCGCCCAGAUUUGGAAAUCCUGCCGAUAAGGAGGAUAUGCUCCCACAAGAUCACCAGACAUUUCUCGAAGGUAAACUCGACGACAAGUUCUUUGGUGACUGGUACCAUGAUGCUGCUGUCAUCAUCUUUGCCUGCCUGGCAUCCUGGACUAUCGCCGUGCUUGGAGGAGGUCUAGGCUGGAUAUUCAUCCUCAUGACGGCUUGUGGCACAUACUAUCGAACCUCCAUCCGACGCGUACGAAGAAAUGUGAGAAGUGAAGUUCGGGCAGAGAUCGAAAAGAACACACUGGAGACGGAUGUGGAAACACUUGGCUGGAUGAACAACUUUAUGUCCAAGUUCUGGCCAAUCUACGCGCCAAUUCUGUGCAAGUCGAUUAUUGCUUCGGUCGACCAGGUUCUCAGCACAUCCACACCAGCUUUUCUCGACAGCAUGCGAAUGAAGUCCUUCACGCUCGGCACGCAACCUCCUCGAUUCGAGCAUGUCAAGACGUAUCCAAGAGCAGAAGACGAUUUGGUGAUCAUGGAUUGGAAGUUCAGCUUCACACCUAAUGAUACGACUGACUUGACUGCGAGGCAGAUCAAGCUCAAGAUCAACCCGAAAGUGGUGCUUGAGAUCCGAGUCGGCAAAGCCAUGAUCUCCAAGGGCUUGGACGUGAUUGUUGAGGAUAUGGCUUGCUCUGGUAUCAUGCGUGUCAAGAUGAAGCUGAUGCUCGAUUACCCGUUCGUUGAACGCGUGGAGAUCUGCUUCCUCGAAAGGCCACACAUCGACUACGUGUGCAAGCCCCUCGGUGGUGAUACACUCGGUUUCGACAUCAACUUCAUCCCAGGCCUCGAGACUUUUAUCCAGGAGCAGAUUCACGCCAAUCUGGGACCUAUGAUGUACGCCCCGAACGUCUUCCCGAUCGAACUCGCGAAGAUGUUGGCAGGUUCCGCUGUUGACCAGGCCAUUGGUGUCUUGCAGAUCCAAUUCCAUGGAGCACAGGGCCUGAAGAAUCCGGACAGGUUUUCUGGCACUCCAGAUCCGUACGCGACGGUCUCGGUCAAUAAUCGCGAAGUGCUUGCCAAAACCAAGACUGUGUAUGAGAAUGCUAACCCAAGAUGGAACGAGACUGUCAACAUUAUUCUCACUAGUCUGCGAGACCAGCUUACCAUUACCCUGUUCGACUACAACGAAUACCGCAAGGACAAGGAACUCGGCGUAGCCUCAUUCAACUUGGAACAGCUCGAAAAAGACCACGAUUUCGAGAACCAAAAUCUGGAAGUCAUUGUGAACGGUCGUCCACGUGGUCAGGUUCAGUGCGACAUCCGCUUCUUCCCAGUCCUCGAGGGCCAGAAGCUCGCAGACGGUAAGGUCACAGAACCGCCAGACAUGACCACUGGAAUUGCCAAGUUCACUGUUGUCCAAGCAAAGGACCUAGAUGGUAGCAAGUCUAUGAUUGGGGCGCUGAACCCGUAUGCUGUCCUCCUGCUUAAUGGGAAGGAGGUCCAGAUAUCGCGAAAGCUGAAGAGGACAAACAACCCCGUCUGGGACAAUGCCACCAAGGAAAUGCUCAUCACUGAUCGUAAGAAGGCCAGGCUGGGCUUGGUGAUCAAGGACGACCGCGAUCUGGCAACAGACCCAAUCAUUGGAUCCUACCAGAUCAAGCUUACCGACCUCUACGACUUGACGAAGAAAGGACAGGAGUGGUAUAAUCUGUCCGGCACCAAGAGCGGUCGUGCUCAGAUGAAGCUUGAGUGGAAGCCUGUCGCAUUGAAGGGCUCUGCCGCUGGUAAUGGCUACGUUGAUCCGAUCGGUGUCAUGCGUUUCCACUUCCAGUCUGCAAAAGACUUGAAGAACUUCGAGACUCUCGGCAAAUCUGAUCCAUAUGCCAGAGUUAUGUUAUCUGGCAUCCAAAAAGGCAGGACCGUGACCUUCAAGAACAACCUCAAUCCUGAAUGGGAUGAAGUAUUUUACGUGCCAGUGCAUUCUACGCGCGAACAGCUUGUUGUCGAGGUCAUGGACGAAGAGAGUCUUGGCAAAGAUCGCACUUUGGGCCAGAUUGAAAUCGCUGCUGCCGACUAUAUCCACCAGACUGAGACCGGCGAGUAUGCAGUCCAUGAUUCGAAGCUUGAUGUGAUAACCUCGCAACUCCGCAUCGGCCAGGGCACACCGAAGGGCAUACUCAAUUUCACUGUCGCCUUCUACCCGACCUUGAACGUUGUCGAUCCUGAGGAAGAUGAUGAAGAGAAGAAAGCCGAGGCCGAAGCGGAAGCGGCAGCGGAAGCACAGGCUGCUGGACGCGUGAGCGUUGACGGUUCGCGCAAGAGCGUCGAAGGCGUAAAUGGUUCAACCACGCCGACUGGACCGCAGCGGAACGGCACUGUUGGUACCAUCAGCAGUCUGCGGCCAGAAUCUACGAAAAGCAAAUCCGAAGAGGUAGAAAUGCGAAAAGCACUUGCCGACGGCGAAAAAGAGCAGACCGAGACAGCAGCGGUGGCUGUACCAGAAGUCCCUAAGAUUCGGCUGGGUGCAGAGGAUCUGGUUCAAUAUGAAUCUGGUCUUAUCGUGUUCACAAUUCACGAGGGAGAGCUAGCACAAACUGGCAGCUAUCUGCAAGUGCUCAUUGAUGACAUGAAGUAUCCUGCGUGGCAAAGCGCAAAGACGAAAAGUCGGACGCACAAUUUCAACGAGACUGGUGACGCCAUGAUCCGAGAAUUAGACUUGUCUCGCAUAACUUUGCGUAUUGUCUCUGAUACUGACAUCAAGGACGACAAGGACGAUGACAUCAAGGCCAAGCUUUCUGGAAGCACAUUGGAGACCCUCAAACGGUGCCUAUACACGCCCGCUGUGAUCACCAUCAAAGAUCCACAUGGCCACUCCAACAACAUCAAAGUUUCCAUGCGAUAUUUGCCCGUAAAGAUGCAGCUUGACCCGAGCGAGUCCUUCAACAACCAAGGCAACCUGCGCGUGGAAGUGCUUGAUGCUUCUGACUUGCCAGCUGCAGAUCGCAAUGGCUACUCUGAUCCAUUCUGCCGCUUCGUGCUUGAUGGCAAGGAGGUGUACAAGACUAACAAGCAGAAGAAGACUCUGCAUCCCUCUUGGAACGAGUUCUUUGAAGUGCCAGUACGCAGCCGAACAGCUGCCAAAUUCGAGGUCAAUGUAUACGACUGGGACUUUGGCGAAAAGGCAGACUUCCUGGGAGCUGCAGCCAUCAAUCUGGCUAUCCUCGAGCCCUUCCAGGCUCAGGAAGUCAUCUUGAAUCUCGACGGCAAGAGCGGCGCGAUUCGUCUCAAGAUGCUCUUCAAACCAGACUACAUUACUCGCUCCCGACAAGGAUCUUCGACAUUCAGCGGUACUUUCGCGGCGCCGGGCAAGAUCAUUGGAGCUCCAGUAAAGGGUGUAGGCAAGGUUGGGACAGGCAUAUUCAAAGGCGCCACAUUCGUCGGGCGAGGCUUCAAGCGAAGGACAGUCAGUGCCAAUCUCAGCCCCGGUGGUGAGAAUGGCACAGCCAACAUUAGCAUCCUGAAUGCAUCUGGUUACCCCGAAGACGUCAAGCUGGAAAUCCAUGUGUAUCAAGGCAGCAAGGAAGUGCUGAAGACGAAAGCAAUCAAGGCCAAGAACGGCUCCGCAGAAUGGGAAGACGAGCAGAAGCGGCUUGAAUGCAACGCCGCAGCACCAUUGAAGCUCAUUGUGAAGAAUGACAAGACUUUCAAGGACGAAGUGCUGGGAGAGAGCACUUUCUAUGUCAAUGACCAGGCUGGUGGCGGCGAGCGACGAAUUCAAUGUGGCGAAGGCACAGUCACUAUUCGCACUUCAUUCCAAGCUGCUGAAGCCCGUAGCCUGGCUCCAAGCCAAUCACCGGGAGGCAAACCCAAAGGCUUCGGGCGACUCAUGAGCCGACGAGAGCGCAGCGUUCCGCCGUCCAACUAGGACCAGGACGAGCCAAAGCUGAAGCGCUCAGGCACACACAAGCUGAAGGAGCGCGCAAAGACAUUACUUCGCCGCCCGAACAAGGGAUCUUCGCUGCGAAGAGAUUCAAGCCAGCUUAGCUUGGCCUCUGCCGCGACUAUGCCUCCUCUUCCCACGGCGUGGAGAGACAAACGGCGAGAUUCUGCAGUGAGCAGCGACAAUUCGACAUUGAGAUUUGAUGACUUUGGAUCAAAAGGGGGGAAAAGGGGUUCUUUUGCUGAUACGGAAUCAGCUGAUACAUAAUGUUCUUGUUACAUGUGCUGCGUGCAAGCAGGCGCGGCCUGGGGAAAGUCUUGAUUUUAAGGGCGAGAUGGGACCUGUGAGAUACCACUAUGCGCGUAUAAAGCGACAGUUUCUUCUUGAAUGUGGUUUUCCUGCUUGUAGCUAGUUCGCCUCUUCGAAAUGCUGCUAACCUUUAACAGUGAUAUGUAGUUUUUGAAGUGGAUCAGGUCCGUGCGUCUACC